AAAGAGAGAGAAAAGCCCCAGGACUCCCGAAAUACUCAUAAACCCUAAAAGGGCACAUAAAAUCCUCUCAAAUCUAUCAAAACGACCAAAAAUAAAAACCAAUGGCUUCCUCUCUAGAUGAUGCUUCGCCGCCUUCAAUCGAUGCCGUCACUGAAAACAAUCUCCAGCCGUUUUUUGUUCUUCAAAAAGGAUCAUUGAGGAAAUCGGAGAGAAAAUCAUCAGGAACAGGAAAAACAAGAAGGAGAAUUGAUUUGUCUCCAGCAUUACCUAAGAAUUCCGAGAAUCCUGAAGACGAAAAGGAAGAUGAAAACAUGAACUUAAGAAUGGAAGCUUUUGAAUUUGUUUGGUCAAAAAUCAAGUCAACCAUCAAAGAUGUUCUGAGAGAUAUUAAUACUAGUGUGUUUAGUGAAAUACAAAGUUGGGUGCAUCAAACUUUUGACACGAUUAGAUCACUUGGAACUCCUGAUUUUCUUGAAGCGACUCAAUCUUUCCCUGUUAUAACAGAUGCUAAUUCUAGAAAGCUAUUUACCGGGCUUGUUCUCACUAAGAAUAUGGAGUUUGUUGAUGAUCUAAUGACGUUUGACGCGCUUGGGAAACAUUUGAAAUCUCAAGGAUGCCAUGUUGCUAACCUUUCCUCACUGGACUUUAUUGCCAAAAAUGGGAUUGGUGGUUGUCUAAGAAGCUUAUUAAGACAGUUUUUAAAGUCUACUUUGGAUCCAGCUGACAUAUCAAUCUUAGCAUCAUGGUAUGGAGAAGAGAACUACAAAAAUCCAGUGGUUGUGAUUGUUGAUGACAUUGAGCGCUGUUGUGGGUCUGUCUUGUCUGAUUUCAUCCUUAUGUUAAGUGAAUGGGUUGUCAAGAUUCCAGUUAUUCUAAUAAUGGGGGUUGCAACAACCCUUGAUACCCAAAGAAAUAUACUUCCUUCAAAUGCUUUACAGCGCUUGUGCCCCUUUGAGUUCACCUUGGGAACCCCAGCUGAGAGAAUGGAUGCAGUUGUUGAGGCUGUUCUUGUGAAACCUUGUUCUGGGUUCAGUAUUGGCCACAAGGUUGCAGUUUUUAUGAGAAACUACUUUGUAAGCCAGGAUGGAACUCUAACAUCUUUUAUUAGAGCUUUAAAGAUAGCAUGCACUCAACAUUUCUUUGUGGAGCCUCUGAGUUUCAUUUUACACGAAUUUGUUCUUGAAGAGGAAAACUGGGUAUUAGAAAUUGGGCGGUAUGGAUUAUCACCAGAAGUGAUGUGGAAGCAUGUUUUUAACCUCCCAUCAUGUCAGAGGGUUAAAAUGACCAAACAGACCAAUGAAAGUUUGGCUCAUGCUUUUUCAGAAUUAAAGAGAUUACAGAAUCAGUGGAGAGCUGUGGUUUUGUGCCUAUAUGUAACUGGUAAGGGUGAAAAAGUCAGACUGCUGGAUUUAUUCUGUGAGGCAAUUGAUCCAGAAUCAUACAACAAAAGAGAAUUUGCUACUUGCACAAAAUUAGAGAAAGAUUCUAUUUUAUCUCCUUCUAGUCGACAACGUCCUAGCUUAGCAAAGGGACGUGUUAUCUUUGAGGCAAUUCAUUUGGUGAGGGAUCUUUCGACUGGACAGCUUGGUAAAUUGCUUAAGAUAUGGAAAAACCUUACUGUGGGCAUUCCUGAGAUAAACGACAAGGUGAAGGAGUUGCAGUCUUUACUAAAAAUAGAGGAUGGAAAAAGUUCAAAGAAAGAUUUGAUUAUAACACCCAAGAGACAUGCAUCUCGAAUCCAAUUGGAUAAUGAGAAGGACUCAAAAUCAUUGAGUGAUAAGGCUGCCAAUCUAUUAGAGUGCAUGGUUAGGGAUUAUAUGCAGCCCAUUGAAUGCAUACCUUUUCAUGAAAUUUUCUGUUUUAAAAAUGUUGACAAACUUCAACUGGCUUUGAUUGGGGACCCUAGAAGAAGGAUUCAGGUUGAUCUUCUUGAAUUCCAGAAACUCCUCCACUGUAGUUGCUGUAUCAGUGGCAGCAAUGCCCUAUUACCAUCCAUGCAUGAUACGUCCAUAAUGUAUAAACUUGCUCAGGAGCAUGGUGAUCUUAUCAAUCUCCAUGACUGGUACCAAUCAUUCAAAUCAGUGGUUCUCCGCCCUAGUAGCAGUAAAAGGAAAUCAAGACAAUCCCCAUUACCGAAGAAAAGAAAAGAUAUAAACGAAACAGAAAACCAGAGUGAAGCUUCCACACAAGCACGCUUUUGCAGGGCUGUAACAGAGCUCCAAAUUACAGGACUUCUUCGAAUGCCCACUAAAAGAAGACCAGAUUUUGCUCAAAGGGUGGCCUUUGGACUGUAACAUAAUUGGUAUAUUAAUAUUUGUAGGUACGUUUUUGCUUGCUUUGUUUAAAAUUUUAGAAUUGUUUCUUUUUCUUUUAUAAAUAUUAUAAAAACUGUUCUUAGAAAAUGUAAAUUGAUCUUGUGAUUCUUUAGCAACAAUAUAGUUUUUCUUUGUAAAAAAGGGUAUGGACAUU
Molecule: messenger RNA, 2469 nt
Organism: Durio zibethinus
Lineage: Eukaryota; Viridiplantae; Streptophyta; Magnoliopsida; Malvales; Malvaceae
Gene: ORC3
Product: origin recognition complex subunit 3
Biological process (GO): DNA replication initiation; DNA replication
Cellular component (GO): nuclear pre-replicative complex; DNA replication preinitiation complex; nuclear origin of replication recognition complex
Molecular function (GO): DNA replication origin binding
Source: RefSeq, a predicted model, not a curated record